AUGGGAGAUGUCUCGAAAUUUGAAUAUGAUGAUUUGUCUUUCUUUGGAAAAGAUCUAAAAUACACUUUAGAUAUUCAGUUAUAUAAUACAAAAGGAAACGGAGACCAAACAAUAUCUUAUAAUGAUGAAAUGAAUUUAAUAGCUCAAAUUGAUCAACUUACAAACAUCGAAGAACAACCUAUUAAUUGGGAAAUAUUAAGUAAUCAAAAAGAAAUGAUUGAUGGUGCUUUGAGAAUUAUUGAAGAUAAGCUAUUCAAUACCUCUUCUUCUAAUUCUCAGUUUAAUAAAUUUUUAUGGGGUUUAUUAAAUUCUCAUCCAUCAUUCCUUAAAUUUAAAGAAGCGUUGACAAGCGUUAUUGGACCAAUUGCCUUUGAAUAUACAAUAGAGUUAUGGAAAACUCUUCUCUACCUUGGACGUCUGUAA
Molecule: messenger RNA, 423 nt
Organism: Entamoeba dispar SAW760
Lineage: Eukaryota; Evosea; Mastigamoebida; Endamoebidae
Exons: 1
Coding region: 1-423 (140 amino acids)
Source: RefSeq, a predicted model, not a curated record